Molecule: messenger RNA, 1323 nt
Organism: Brachypodium distachyon (stiff brome)
Lineage: Eukaryota; Viridiplantae; Streptophyta; Magnoliopsida; Poales; Poaceae
Exons: 1
Coding region: 101-370 (89 amino acids)
Source: RefSeq, a predicted model, not a curated record
GGAUCUUCCCUCUGUUGCUGUUCCCUUCCGCCUCCAGCCACGAGAAGCGUCUCCCGUUCCAGUCCGAGACGGCGGAGGGGUCAGCGAGGCGAGCCGGAGGAUGGCGAAGGCCGGAGGGGGUCUAAUCUGGGCGACGGCGGAGGACCUGGCGCGGAGCCGGCCGGUGGUGUUGUCGAUGUAUCGGCAGAUCCUGCGGGCGCUCAACUCGCCGGCGCUGCCGCUGGGUCACGCGGCGCGGCUGGCCAAGAAGGCGGAGUGCCGCGCCAUCUUCAUCUUCGGUGCCGAGGAGAGGUCGCUGCACAACAUCCGGGACCUCCUCGACGCCGGGCGCCACACCCUCGGCCUGCUCAAUCGCGGCCGCCUCCCGUAGAGAUGAAGGAAGAACCUAGCCCUAACCUCACGGGUAUCUGGUAUCCUCCUGUUUCCUUCUGUAGCUAUGUUCGAAUCGAUUGUAAGAUUUCUUUCUUCGUGUCACUGAAUGGCUGAUUUAGACGGCAUAAAUUUGGUGCCAUGCCCUCGAGUGAACCAUUUGUUGUCGAGUUGGUUCCCUAUGUAUACACUGGCAACACUGCGAAGCAUAAAUAUAUUGUGAACCCAAAUGAAACAAAUUUUUCAUCUGGCUUCGAAAAUUCAGAUCGUACGUUGUACUUUGCUAUCACCAAUGUUGUUAAUGAAACGUUUUUGCUGUUGUCUUGAGAUGUAAUGUUCUUAAAGGUGUUAUUUCAACAAAUACGAAAUCUGUACUAGCAUUCAGCCAUUCAGGAAAUCCGGCAGCUUCCGGUCCGACCAGCUAGCGCAGCCAUGGGGCGGAGGCUGCCGCCGCCUCCCUCCCCAGAUCCCGUGGCCGUUCCUAAUCCUCCCCACCAGAUCCCGUCGAGCACCCUCCCUCCCCAGACCUCGUAGCCACUAACCCCACCCCGCUUCCCCAGAUUCCGUCGAGGCGGCGGACUCGGCCUCCGCGGAGAUGGUGAGCGCCAUGGUGUCGGUGUGGCCGGCGAGGAGGUCGGUGUGAGCUUCUCGGCAAGGGCCAGAGCCAGGAGGCCCCGCGUCGUUACCGGGGAGGAGGAGGACGGGGGCGGGGUCAUCCUGCUUCCCGAGCCUCCGAUUCUGCUGUGUGUGACCGCCGCAGCCUCCUACGUGCUCUGUAUUUCUUGCUUCUGCUCUCAGUUUAGUUUUGUUUGUGCAAAGUGAUGGAGCUUGUUUUUCCUUUAGUUCAAUUAAGGCUAUACUAUUUUCUGUUCGAAUCUGAGUUAGAAAGUGCUAGACAUCUCAUUGUGUGCUGUCUUUUAAGCAAAUUAUGCAUGGUAAAGAGGUUUUUUGUUA